Molecule: messenger RNA, 396 nt
Organism: Fonsecaea nubica
Lineage: Eukaryota; Fungi; Ascomycota; Eurotiomycetes; Chaetothyriales; Herpotrichiellaceae
Exons: 2
Coding region: 1-396 (131 amino acids)
Source: RefSeq, a predicted model, not a curated record
AUGAUCUCCUACCAAGGCAUCGUCGCCAUCUGCAUCGCCAGCGCCGCUGCCCUCGUCACCAUGGGCUUCGUGGUUCACCGCCUCCUGAUCAAGCGACCAGACGUCGCCGAUCCAUUCACUCCGUCCGACGACCAAAGGCGCUAUAUGCGCGAGGUGCGCGAGAGGAAUAUCGUCGAGGCGCUGGGCGAUCAGCGACUGAGGCAGGCGCUGCGGGGUCUCGUCCCGUCACAUCUCACCCCGCCUCAGCCCAACAUGAAACGAUAUGAUAUGGAACGAUACGACGUGAUAUGGCAUGACACAUCAAGACAUGAUUCUUCCAGCGAAUCCACCGCGCUCGGAGCUUACUCACACGCAUGCGACCAUCACGAACCACGACGCACCAGCCACCCAGCAUAA